Messenger RNA from Lethenteron reissneri (Far Eastern brook lamprey), 4169 nucleotides. Its product is annotated as plectin-like. The record is from RefSeq and is a predicted model, not a curated record. Lineage: Eukaryota; Metazoa; Chordata; Hyperoartia; Petromyzontiformes; Petromyzontidae.
UUGGCUAAAGUAGCUGAACAGCACAAACAAGAAGCUGAAAUAAAAUUGAAGCAUUCAUCAUUUCACGAGGAGCUCGAGGAAGGUGGCUUGCUAAUGGAACAGCAAAAAUCAUGAAGUCGCUGAUCACCGAAGUGGAACGGUGCAAAAAGUGGGCCGAGGAGGCAGAAGUUUGUCGUGAUGCAGCCGAGAGGGAGCUGGAGAAGUGGAGGCAAAGGACCGAUGAAGCGCUUCACUUUAAAGUCUUGGCAGAGGAGACGGCUAAAAAGAGAGCUCGUGCACAGGAGGAGGCCGAGCGCCAGAAGUCACUCGCUCAACACGAGGCGAAGGAAUGCGCCAAAUCGGAGGAGGCGGCUCUCCGGCAGAAACGGCACGCCGAAGACGAACUGGAGAAAAUGAGAAAAUUGGCCGCGGAAACCGCAAACGAGAAACGUUUGGCGGAGAUGGAACUUGCGCGUUUGCGCACGUGCAUGGAAGAAAAUGCUCAGCACGUUGUGCUCCUGGAAGAGGAGGUAACGCGCGCCAGGGCUCACGCGUCAGAAGCGGUGCGUCAGAAAAGAAUCCUCGAGGAAGAGCUCGCUAAAGUCAAAGCGCAGCUCCAGGAGCUCAUUAAACUCAAGCUGCGUAACGAGAACGAUCAAAGGAGAUGGUCAGAACAGGAAUUUAGUAAGAUGCAGAAGGCCCUUGAGGAAGAAGCGGUCGCAAAGUUGAAGGACAUGGAACAGGAGACUGUACAACUGAGAGCUCUGGCUGAGCAAGCAAUGCAACAGAGCCUCCAAGCAGAGGCGGCCUUGGCUCAGCAGAGGGAAGAUGCAAAGCAAAUGUUCAGAGAUAAGUUGGCUGCCAUUCAGGAGGCAUGCAGACUCAAGGAAGAAUCGGAGCUGGCGCUCAAGGAAAAAGAGCAGGAGGCAGAGAGGCUGAAGGUUUUGGCCAAAGAGGAGGCAUACCAGAGGCAGUUGGUUGAAGAAAAGGCAGCCCGAGAAAAAAAGGCCAUAGAAGAAGAGAAGGAGCAAAUGCGACUGCAGUCUGAGGACGAGAUAAGGAAACAGCAGGUCAUCGUUCAAGAAACAUGUUUCCAGCGAACCUUAAUACAAGAAGAAAUCCAGCUGCUAAGAAAUAAGGUGGAUGAUACUCUUCAGGAAAGGGUUAAUUUGGAAGGACAGCUCCUGCAGCUGAAGGAAUUGGCUGAUGAAACUGCACGGCUGAAGGAACAGGCCGAGUUGGAGGCGCAACAGCAGAGACAGUUUGCCCUGCAGGAGGCCCGGAAGAAACGAGAAGCUGAGGAUCACGUCCAGCGUUUGAUGAAGGCUGAACGAGACGCGGCGCAGCAGUGUCGGUGCGCGCUUGACGAGCUUGAAAAUCUCAGGCAACGGGAGCGCGAGGCACUGAUUCUGAAAGAGCAGUCUGAGCAGGAAGCGGUCAGACAGAUCGCGUUGGCAAAAGAAGCCGCUCAAACGCAAAUAGAGGCGGAAACGCAGGCCAGUUUGGCGCUGCUGGAAAUGAAGUGCGCGGAAAGUGAGAAAUUGGCUUCUGAGGAAAAAGAGAAAAUUCUGCGGAUUGAAGAGGAGGCCAGCCGAGCCAAGAGGCUUGCUGCGGAGGCAGACCUCGCGAGGAAGCGGGCGGAGAUGGAACUGCUUCUCUUUCAACAGCAGGCUGAAGAAGCACGGCGCCUGAAAGCUCAGGCUGAAGACUCUGCCGUGCAUACUGCUCAGGCUCAGGAGGAGGCCGAACGGCGUCGAAAGGAAGCGGAGGAGAACGCGGGCAGAUGUGCGGAUGCUGAGGCCGAGGCCCUGCGGCAAAAGGCACUCGCGGAAGCUGAGAUUGAACGACAAAGACGCAUUGCUCAAGAGACGGACAACCAAAGGGCGUCGACUGAACUAGAAUUGAACGAGCUACGCUCCCAGUUGGGUAAGACCAAAUGUCAAAAGAAGGAUCUAGAAGAAGAGCUGAUUUCUCAGAAAGCUGAAGUAGCAGAGGCCGUGCAUCAGAAGAGCAUUGUGGAAGAAGAGCUGGCAGAUCUUAAAGCUCGGAUGCAAAAGGUGCUUGAAAUGCACAACAACGAUGAGCAAAUGAAGAACCUUCAUGAAAAAGCCGAAGAAGAGAAGAGUGUGCUACUGCUAGGAGAAGAAGAAAAGUUGAGGGUGGCCACGAUGGAAGCAGAGCAUCUCCGUGCAGAGGCGGACGAAUCCGCCAGGCUGCAAAGGAAAUCUGAGCAAGAAUUGCAAAAUCAGAGAGAGCUUACGGGGAGGAUGGAGGAGGAGAAGCUCCAGGCAAUCCUGGAAGGACUGCGGCUCCAGCAAGAGACGGAGGCGGUGCAGAGACAGCAAGAGAAUGCGGAAGAAAAUCUCAAAGCGUUGGCCGAAGACAAAGAGCGCUACCAGCAGCUGCUCGUGUCCGAGUCGGAGCUUUUCAAGAAGACGCUAAACGAAGGAGCACCGGCGUCAGGAAGCGCUGCUGGAGGAGGCGGAUCGCCUCCGCCGACUCGUGGAGCAGCUCACCCUGGAGCGCUCGCAGGCACAGGAAGCGGCGGCGAAUGCCAAAGCGCAGUUUGACAAAGCACCGACGUUGGUCACGGAUGCUGGGCAGCAGACAGACCUCCACAAGCAAAUGAAAAACAUUGGCACCGACACCGUUUUUCUUUCGGAUAAGGAAUGCUCACGUGUGCAUUGGCAAGACGGUGAAGACAAAACAACAUCGAGCAGCGAUGAGCGUCGUGAGGACAGCAUUCCGCACGUGUCUGUGGGGGAGAGUGUGAAGCAAGGCGACGAAGAUGUCAUUCCGGGAGGCAGAAAAUUGCAGCUUCAGCCCCGCGUAAUGGUUGACACUGAGAAAAUAAUUCACCAAGCGGAGAUUGAUCAGGGACAGAUAGCAAGCGCGUGCCAUGAUUUUGAAUCUGGCAGCAAGAUAUGUCUAGAAAUAGCAGUCCAGACCGAGCCAGGAGAUUUUAGUUCAGAAAAUAAAAAUGGGCACCAAACAAAGCCAACGCGACUUGCUGAAAGAGAUGAGUUAAGUGACGAAAAAACCAAAGAGUAUGAUGAAGGCACUGUUGGUCAACCUAUAUCAGUUGAUGGGUCUUUUUUGAAAGAGUCUGAGAUUAGUGCAAGCAAUGCGGUAACAUUGCCUACGGAUGAGCAUCAUGUUUUGUCUCAGUGCGUGCAAGAUGAGACGCUAAGAAAAGAAGAACCACUUAAUAUUGAGGUUUCGGCGAACAAAGCACGUGGUCUUUUCAUUAUCGAAGAUAUGUCUGUGGAUGUAACAUCUGGCUUAGAUGAGGUUUCACUGCUCGAAGGGGAAGAACAUCUUGGCAGAAGUGAGAAUUCAACAGUUGUUCUUGAGCAGGGAGGAAUCCGUCAUGCGUUGGAAAUGGGAGGUACUACUUUAACAUCUGACCAUCAGUGCGCAGAGGUUGAGCUCAUUGCAGUUGAAGAUGACAAACCAUCAAAUGUAGAAAUAACCGGUGGAAGACAAGAAGAUCAAUGUGAUGCCAGACUCGAGGCAAUGGAUACCCGUGCAGAAAGUGGAGUGGUUGAAAAAAAAGAAAAGAAACCACGCGAUGAAAUUAUUAGCUUGAGUGAUCAUCUGAAGGCUGGCGAUAAAGCAGGUUUAGUGACGGAAGGAGCUGAACCUGUAUUUGAAACAGAAAAAUUGCCCAUAGACAAAUCUCGUGAAACUGUAGUACAACAAGAAUCCCAUAAUGACUACACGGGAAUACUGCCUACAUAUGUUGACGCUACUACGUUAGUCGGUGAACAACCGUUGGAAAUGACGGUCACUGAGGGUGGUAGUGCACGUGAUUCACAAUCAGAAAUUACGGGUACUCGCUGUGAUCAGGGGCCUGUCGUUGAUGCCAGUGUUCAGCAAAUGGGACCUUCCGAUUCAACAGCAACCACAUUCGGGGCUCAAUCUGAAGUCGACGCAAAGACGCACCCAAGUAUCGUAAAACUGGCGGUGGGUGCCGAAAGGACGACACUUCGAAUAACAGGGGGUGCGCAAGGUGGUCAGACGGAGCCCAUCGCAGACACCAAAUUUACAGAGAGGACUAAAUUAGACGAGUCGCAAAUAUCUCACGAGACUCAGGUGCUGCACAAGAAAAUUGAGGAAGAAGCCUUUAAGCACAAGACUGAGAGGGAGACGCUCUUAAUGAAGCAGAAGCUUCUCGACGAGGAAAAAGG